AAUAAAUGGCAUUAUAUUAUAUAAAUUAAGAAAUCUUGCAAAUUGAUCUCCAUUUUUUACCUUCAUAGGAUUCUUGGAAAUCCUUGAGUUGAAGCCCUCGUGUUCCCUUCUUCUCCAAAUUCUCUUCGUUUAUGAGAAAGAUGGCUGAAUAAAAAUAGUUGAAGUGUUGAUCUUGUGAGGAAAUCAAAGUUGGUAACUUGGUUGUUGUUAAAUUUGUUCAUCUAUGGGUGAGACAGGAAAGCGGUUUCGAGGCCAGAAGGACAACUAUGGGGAUGGCAAGAAGAAUCAGAGACGACGGACUGACAAGGAAGAUAAGGGUGGUGAUGAGUUAAUUGCAUACAGGAUAUUGUGUCCUGAUACGGUGAUUGGUAGCGUGAUUGGUAAAGCCGGGAAAGUGAUAAAUUCUAUAAGACAGGAGACUAGAGCGAAGGUGAAGGUGGUGGACCCAUUUCCUGGUGCCAAGGAAAGGGUUAUCACUAUCUAUUGCUAUGUAAAGGAGAAGGUAGAAGUUGAAUUUGAUGAGGAAUAUGACAAUGAUACGCCGCUUUGCCCUGCACAAGAUGCUCUUUUAAGAAUGCAUGCUGCCAUUGCUAAUGCAGUGGGCAGCUUGGGUGACCCUGAGAGGAGGCAAAUGGAUAAAGAGGAAUGCAACAUUCUUGUCCCAGCUAGCCAGUCGGCCAAUGUGAUUGGCAAGUCUGGGAUCACUAUAAAGAAAUUGAGGAGCAAAACCAGGGCUAAUAUUAAGGUCACUCGUAAGGACGAUGCAGACCCGAGUCAUUCAUGUGCUAUGAGUUUUGACAAUUUUGUCCAGAUUUCUGGAGAUUCCGAGGCUGUGAAGAAAGCACUGUUUGCUGUUUCUGCAAUCAUGUACAAGUUUGGUUCUAAAGAAGAAAUUUCCCUUGACACUAGUGUGCCAGACGUUGCACCAAGCAUUAUUAUUCCUGCUGACAUGCCUAUAUAUCCAGCCAGUGGAUUCUACACCGAUCCCGUAGCUCCUCCUAGGUCUGCACCUUCUUUAAUUGAUGCUCGUGCCCCCGAAAUUUCUGUUCCAGGCUUUGCAGAUACAGGAAGCAUGUGGUCUCUUGUUGUCCCUAGUUAUGGUGGAACUACUCGGUCUGAGGAGUUGACAGUACGGGUUUUAUGCCCUUCUGAUAUGAUCGGACGUGUCAUUGGGAGGGGAGGGUGUACUAUUAAAAGUGUAAGACAGGCCAGUGGUGCACAUAUUGAGGUGGAUGAUUCUAAGGUUACCAAAGAUAAGUGCAGCGAAUGUGUGAUCACCAUAACUACAACUGAGUCAUUGGAUGACUUACAAUCGAAGGCAGUUGAAGCUGUUCUAUUACUUCAAGAGAAGAUCAAUGAAGAUGCUGAAAAUGUUAGCAUGCGUCUUCUCAUUCCAUCUAGGAAUAUUGGGUGCAUCAUAGGGAAAAGUGGUUCGAUCAUCAAUGAGAUCAGGAAAAGAACCAGGGCUGAUAUACGGAUCUCAAAAGGAGAGAAGCCAAAGAUUGCUGAUGAUGGUGAUGAAUAUGUUGUGGUAUCUGGAGAAGUAAAAAGUGUCAGAGAUGCACUUAUACAGAUUGUUUUAAGGCUCCGUGAUGAUUCACUGAAAGAUAAGGAUGGCGCUAGUAAUCACUCUGUUGCUCCUGAUUCUUUAUAUGCUAGUAGCAGUGGUCUUUCAUUGCCUCCUGUCCUACAAUCAGUUCCCCCAGCCAACCCUUUGGGGUAUGAACCAAGAAACGAGUCUGGGAGUGGGGCUGGCAUGUUUUCAUCAAAUGGCCAUUACAAAUAUGGAUCUUUAUCGAUGGGAGAUGAUCUUUAUGGAUCCUCUUAUUCAUCGAAGCUUUAUGGAGGAGGAUUGCUGCCUUCCUCUACUCUGGAGAUAUUGAUUCCUGCUAAUGCAGUGAGUAAAGUUUUUGGGAAAAAUGGGGCUAAUUUUGCAAAUAUUCGUCAGAUAUCAGGAGCUGUUAUAGAGAUUUCUGAGCCAAAAUCUUCUCGUGGAGAUCGUGUGGCGCAUAUAUCUGGUACACCUGAGCAGAAGCGUUCAGCCGAAAACUUGAUUCAAGCCUUUAUUAUGGCAACUUAGCUUCUCAGGUUAUUUUCUUGGUAGAAAAGUUGAAAUCCGACACUCAGGGUUUGCUCCUCACUGUUGUCCUCUAUAUCUUCUCUAGGCUAUUCCACCAGAGCUCCAUGAUAAUAGGUUAUUCCAGCAGAUUGUAUGCCUUCCAUAAAAAUGCCAUUCAGGAUCUUGCGAGAAGAUUUGCGCCCAGAUCUAUCUAAGUGGAGCCUAGGUUUCAUGGGUGCUUAGUACUUAGUCUACUCAUCUUUUGUGGGGUGGCUUACUUUAGCUAGGAUCUUUCGUUCCUUUCUUGAUGUUCUAUAAUCUAUAUUCCAGCAGUUUCUGCUGUUUGACUAUGUGCUAUCCUUUCUUCUACUGACCAUAAUUAUCAUACGGGUGUUUAAUGUUAUGGUGUUUCAAUGUU
Messenger RNA from Beta vulgaris subsp. vulgaris (sugar beet), 2477 nucleotides. RefSeq names its product KH domain-containing protein At4g18375. Bases 224 to 2080 code for a protein of 618 amino acids. Gene Ontology annotation, molecular function: mRNA binding. The record is from RefSeq and is a predicted model, not a curated record. The transcript has 9 exons. Gene Ontology annotation, cellular component: cytoplasm; nucleus. Gene Ontology annotation, biological process: regulation of gene expression. Lineage: Eukaryota; Viridiplantae; Streptophyta; Magnoliopsida; Caryophyllales; Amaranthaceae.